AUGGGCAAGUUCCUGCACGCCUGCGAAGGAGAACUCAUCUGCGAAUCCGUCAACCCCAAAGUGCCAUUCUUCAAUGCCCCGAUAUACCUCGAGAAUAAGACGUCGAUAGGAAAAGUCGAUGAAAUUCUCGGGCCGAUCAACCAAGUCUACUUCACAAUCAAACCCCAGGAGGGCAUCCAAGCUACGUCUUUCAAGACUGGCGACAAAUUCUACAUUGGAGGAGACAAGCUUCUACCGCUAGAAAAGUUUCUUCCAAAGCCCAAAGCCCCCCCAGGUAUGAACCUAUCGCUGCAAGAGACAAUGCACCCAACUCACACAUAUUCAGGCACGAGGGUCAAGCGGCCUGUAGGUGCUCGCGGAGCUUUCUCUGGUGCACGAGGUGGUCGAGGCGCUCCCAGAGGCCGAGGAUCCUUUGGUGCAGGUGGACGAGGCGCUCCCAGAGGUAGAGGAUCAUUUGGAUCGUUCGGUGGAGGUCGGGGUGCUCCCAGAGGCGGUGCUCGCGGUUUCUCUGGUGGCCGGGGAGGAUCAAGAGGCGCCCCUCGCGGCCGCGGCAGAUUCUAG
Exophiala aquamarina CBS 119918 is the source of this 561-nucleotide messenger RNA. RefSeq lists its product as uncharacterized. Gene Ontology annotation, molecular function: box H/ACA snoRNA binding. Gene Ontology annotation, biological process: snoRNA guided rRNA pseudouridine synthesis; ribosome biogenesis. The record is from RefSeq and is a predicted model, not a curated record. The transcript is spliced from 3 exons. The coding region runs from base 1 to 561 and encodes 186 amino acids. Gene Ontology annotation, cellular component: box H/ACA snoRNP complex. NCBI's taxonomy places the organism in Eukaryota, Fungi, Ascomycota, Eurotiomycetes, Chaetothyriales, Herpotrichiellaceae.